AAUGGCCGCUCUGUGGUUUACGCGCACAUUUCACUUUACAGUCUAUUGAUCUAAUCAAUGACAUGUCAAACGAAUAUGCUACACAUUGCUUUCUAAACUUUAUUGACGUCAUACCAUUCAAAGUAUGGUACUUACAUUUCACUGAGAUGUAUCUAUGAGUAUUCAGAACCUGUUGUAUACUUAAACACACUAUGAUAUAGUGCCGCUGGAGUUAAUAAACAGGUUGACGGAGGAAUUAGAUGCAUUUAUGUCAGACGAAAACAACACUUGGACCAACCCAGCCAUCGAAAUCUUGUGAAGCUCAACAUGUUCGUAACAAUUCAUCAUCAUAUGAUGGGAUAGUGCACAAUACAGACAAUCUUAGUAAACCUGGGGAUAACUGCUUUUUGGAAUUCUCUCCCAGUAAUUUAAAUAUAAGUACUGAUGAUUCCAUGAACGAAGUGCACGGACUUUUGAAUUCAAGUCAUCUCUCCAUUCCACAGUCAAACAGUCAAAGCCAACCAGCUUUGAAUGAAGAACAAUCCGAUGGUAAUAAAGAAUUGGUUGGUUCUGGGAGUCGGAUGAGCAAUUUAACUUUACAGUGUUUAGAUAAUUACUACGAUGAUGAAGAUGAUGCUUUAUUAGUGAAAGAGUUUAAUCAAGAACACAAAGAAUUUGAAGGUAGUCCAGGUGAUUGUGGAUCAGGAGAUUAUGAUAUCGGCACAUUUGGAUUUACAUCAGUUGAUGACAGGAUUAUUAAAGAAGAGUCUGUCCCUCAUUUUACACGUUAUCGUCCAUCCCCUCCCCCUCCACUUUCACGAGGACAAAUAUUAUUCACUCCAAACCUACGUAAUCAAUCAUCUGAGCUUUCAGAAAGAUCUGAUCAACCCUCAAGAUUUCUCAAUUCGGAAUACAUAACACCUCAAGCUAAGGGUUAUUCUCAGCUUCAAAUGAAUGACUUAGAGAGUGCUACUGAUGACAUGAAUCUCUCUAGUCACCGGUGGUUAACCGAAGACGAAACUUGUGAUAUAAAUCCCACGUUGUAUCAUCGUGUUAUAGAAGAGCCAUCACCUUUCAUUGGUUUAUCGACGACAUUGUCCCCCACUACACUUCCGUUGGAUGCGGGUGUUAUAACUUCCUCAUCCCUUUCCCUAUCUUCAGCUUUGUCUAGAAUAGCUGCAGAUGACCAGAUUUCAUUACCGCUCACUGCUUCAUCUAGUACAAGAAAUAGUGCUAGCACUAAUCCUGUUAAUAGCCCACCUUUACAAGCGUCAACGAUGACGAAAACAUGUAGCCCACCAAAUCAACCUAUUUCAGAUGGACGACAAUUUGUCUCUGUUGCUUGUGAUUCAGAUGUAAGAAUUUCCUCCAUUGCUAGAACAUCGGCACCGUCUUAUACACUAGAUGAUCCGUCUAUCAGUGCUCGCCAAAGGCUGAUGGGGGCUUCUGCUGCUGCAGCCAUUUUGGCUGCAUCUGCAUACUCCGCACAGAAUUACUCUAACAAAAUGAACAAUUAUAGAGAUAUGAUUAGCUUAAAGGGACAAGAUGUUGUUCAUUUGCGUCAGCCACCAACACAUUCGGGUUUAAUUGCUGACGUCUAUUCAAACUCAUCACUUCUACAAAUCCAGUCCAAUGCACGUAGUGCUAUUUCUUCACUUCGACGUCGUGAUCCUUGGUCUAUACCUCUACGGAAAAUGUCUGUGAACUUAAUUCAAACUUACAAGCACAUAAAUGAGGUGUACUAUCGUAAAAAGCGACGCCUUCGUGAACAACAACGCCAAGCAAAUGAAGCUUCUGCUACAGUUUCCGAAACUUCAUUUCAAAAAUCUCGUUCACCUGGACAAGAUCCAUCGUCUAGUGACCAAUUGGAUGCACUUUGGAAAAUUUCAAGCAGUGAAGCAUACUCAGAUGCACGUCAAAUAUAUGAUCAUAGUAGUACAGAUGGUAGUGUCGGGGUUAACGAACACCAAUUACUUACUUCGGCUGUAUUUAAUCAACAAAGUCCAACAACCUUUAACAAUGCCACAAAUUUGUCUACGAAUUACAAUAUAGGUUCAGCUAUUCAGUCACAAUCUAUUUCAUGUAACCACCCUGCUAUAUCUUCCAAAAACUCACCUUUUCCUCGAAAUCAAGCACUACUGAAUGUAUCUCGAGUGGAUUCAGAUCAAACAACACAAUCUUAUCUGUUCAAUACUACCGCCCUGAAUGGUGUGACAAAUCGCUUUUCUACACUUGGUAAGUGGUCAUGAUACUAUUAUAUAACUGACUGCAGUAUUUAAAAUAUUUGCAGGAAUAUGACAAAGAAUACCUAAUAUUACUUUCUUGAUAUGGUGACGAACAGACUGAUGACUGCUACUUCAACAUGACCUGAAUAUCGCGAUAAUGUAACAAUUUAUGCUAUCUGGAACAGCUGUUUCUGGUGACCCUAUAACUCCAUAAUGUUCGGAUAGAUACCGACAACAUUAUGGUAUAUCUUACAGUACAGUGGAGGUCUGAUGACGUAGGCGUAUUGUUUUUAGGUGAUGGCAAAUGAAAGGCAAUGAGAUAUUUCUCUUGCAUGGUAAGCUAGUCAUCUAUGCCGAUUUUCGGUUUUGCAGGGGAAGGGUUAGAAAAGACUUGUCUCUAAAUAGUUAGACACUGAAGUAUUUCACAGCAGUUAAUAGUAUGUAAUAAGGUUCCUUAUGCAGACGGGACUCAGCAAAUUUUAUCACCCUUAAAUAGAUGGGGUGUACCACCUUUCUUCAUACCACCACUAUACAAAAGCCAUCCAUUUACCAGCUGUCAACUUUAUUAUUAACCAUUCCUCCGUCUCUACUACCUGUCCCCAUAACUAAUAUGCCAAUUUCUCUUUAUACUUUGCACCUUUCUUAGUAUUUCAAAAUCACUUUGUGUUGUCCGACUAACUGGUCCUG
Trichobilharzia regenti is the source of this 2891-nucleotide messenger RNA. NCBI's taxonomy places the organism in Eukaryota, Metazoa, Platyhelminthes, Trematoda, Strigeidida, Schistosomatidae. The record is from the annotation of a GenBank genome assembly.